AUGUGGACCUUUCUAAUGCAGUUCUUCUCCACUGUGCUGCAGUUCCGCCUGUCAAUGACCAAGCCCAACGAGACAAUCGUGGCCUAUAAUCUGACAUCAACCGCUUUACCAUGCUAUGUAAUGGACUAUGCACCGCUGGUAUGGCUAUAUAGCAAGGAAACAUACAUGCCUUCGGAUAUCGGACAACAGCUUGUACACACAACACCAAUGGUGAAUUAUACUGCAAUCAAAGGAGCACCAUCGCCGUUAACGCUCAAUAACCUCGCAGGACUCAACAAGUUGGGAAACACCAGCGUCUACCUAACCUCAAUAGAGGGCAUUGAUGCUACUCCAGAGCCAGCAUGGUUUCGUGGAGUGAGGCCAGAUACAAAUGGUAAGACGAAUGGAGCUGUCUCAUCGACAAUCAUCACUCGUGAUCAUGGAAAUGGGACAGUAGAUGCAUUCUACUUUUACUUCUAUGCGUACAAUAUGGGAAACACAGUAUUGGGAAUGCAGUUUGGAGACCACGUCGGUGACUGGGAGCACAACAUGAUUCGCUUUGAUAACGGAGUCCCACAAGCAAUCUGGUACAGCCAACAUGCCGGAGGUGAAGCCUUCACCUACGACGCAACAGAGAAGCAAGGCAAAAGACCGAUCGCAUACUCCGCAAAUGGUUCUCAUGCCGUAUAUGCAGUACCUGGCACCCACGACCACGCCAUCCCACACCUCAACCUCCCCUUCGGCUUCGUAAUGGACUACACAGACAGAGGAACCCUAUGGGAUCCCAUCGCAAACGCAAACGCAUAUAGCUUCGACGCAGCCAGCCAGACAUUCCAGCCCUACGACCGCAGAUAUCCAGUCAACUGGCUGGAGUUCAAUGGACAGUGGGGAGACGACGCAUUGCCGGGGGGACCGGAGCUCUUUGGACAAGCGAAAUACAGUGCGGGCCCGAACGGGCCUAAAUUCAAACACCUUGUCAGGUCGACUGUUUGUCCGGAUAGUCCUUGCGUCGUGCUGCCUUUUCGUAUUUGGGAUGAUGAGGAGGGUGAGAUGAUGUAG
Aspergillus tubingensis is the source of this 1038-nucleotide messenger RNA. RefSeq names its product vacuolar protein sorting-associated protein 62. The transcript is spliced from 5 exons. The record is from RefSeq and is a predicted model, not a curated record. The coding region runs from base 1 to 1038 and encodes 345 amino acids. NCBI's taxonomy places the organism in Eukaryota, Fungi, Ascomycota, Eurotiomycetes, Eurotiales, Aspergillaceae.